AUGCAGAUCAAUCCAGCUGCGCUGACGGGGUCAGACUCUGCCUCAACGUCAGUCCCAUCGGCAAAACCGCCCAGUUCUUCGCAAGCGACUACCCAAAAGACUACAAAAGCGCUGAUAUCCGUCCCCCGUCUCGAUUUUGAGCCUAUAUAUACGGACCUGAAGUUAGCAGUAGGAGACCAUUGGGUCGAGUACAAGCAGGCCAUAACUCUCUUCUUACUAGGGCACUUAAACCAACAUGAGUUCUCGAGACGUGUUGACCACUUCCUGUGCGCUGAUGCCAAGCUGGAGCAUUUGCACAAUAACUUCAUAUGCUCGAUAAUCGGGAAUCUCACUAGGGACCUUCCUGAUCAUGGAGUUGCAAGUUGGGUUUCUGCAAAUGACAAACCGACGGUGGUCUCGAAACCCGCGUCGGGUGAUGCUGCUGAACAGCGACUGAAAACGGAGGUUAUGCAGCUGCAGCCCAAGGAUAGGAGGAGAUUAAAAGCCAUACCGGAACCGGAUCCCCACUCGAUACCUAACCCACUCGAGGAAUACCACCUUGCGAAGCAGAUACGUAUAGUGGAUCAAGUCCCUUCCAGUGCAGGAGGCCUGAAUACGCCAAACUGGGAGCUUGAAAUCCGAAAACGAUAUGCCCAGCCACUUGCUUCUGAAAUAGGCGAAUUCCCAGACGCUGAGUCUAUCCACGCGCGCAUGGUGCCAAUAUGCUAUGAAGAGUCCAUAACAAACGGGGCUUCGUUUCCCUGUGCAGUUUUCAUGUCCAUCGCGACUGAAAACUUUGUCAAGGAAUUCCUUUCGCACGUGUUUGCGCGAACAAGGUCGAAUGGACCAUCAGGAACCAUCAACGGCACGAUGACGAGAAGAUACCGCCAGCAGCUGGAGAAGGAAGAACUUGCCUUUGCUCGCGGAGAGUUAGUAAAGAAUACUGCCAAUGGUCUAUUACCCGUUGAAGCGAAAGAAGCUAGCACAAGGAAGCCCCUUGGUGUCCAAGAUUUGAAGUUUACACUGGGACUUGGAGGUGACUUAUUGGGCCACAUGCCGCUCAUUGUCAGCCAAAUCAUGGACGGUUACCUAGAAGGAGAGCUUGAGGCAGAACGUGACGAUUACAUCGUGGAAAUCGAGGAUGAAGAUCACGAAGUACCAGAAGACAUGUUUGAUAUAGACGAGAUGGAGAUCGAUGAUGCCGGCUGGGACUGGCAAGGCGCGACUCCUGCGGACCGAGAUCAGCUGAAUUCCGUCCUUGAUGAAUGCCUUAGCAUGGCAGCCUGA
Molecule: messenger RNA, 1266 nt
Organism: Coccidioides posadasii C735 delta SOWgp
Lineage: Eukaryota; Fungi; Ascomycota; Eurotiomycetes; Onygenales; Onygenaceae
Gene: HFI1
Product: transcriptional coactivator hfi1/ADA1
Biological process (GO): regulation of transcription by RNA polymerase II
Cellular component (GO): SAGA complex
Molecular function (GO): transcription coactivator activity
Source: RefSeq, a predicted model, not a curated record